This is a messenger RNA of Acanthochromis polyacanthus (spiny chromis), 2047 nucleotides long. RefSeq names its product cytochrome P450 2F2-like. Gene Ontology annotation, molecular function: oxidoreductase activity, acting on paired donors, with incorporation or reduction of molecular oxygen, reduced flavin or flavoprotein as one donor, and incorporation of one atom of oxygen; iron ion binding; heme binding. Gene Ontology annotation, biological process: xenobiotic metabolic process. Gene Ontology annotation, cellular component: cytoplasm; intracellular membrane-bounded organelle. NCBI's taxonomy places the organism in Eukaryota, Metazoa, Chordata, Actinopteri, Pomacentridae. The record is from RefSeq and is a predicted model, not a curated record. Bases 298 to 1764 code for a protein of 488 amino acids. The transcript is spliced from 11 exons.
GAUACAUUAAGAAUCUGCAAAAACUUGCAAUACCAUUUACCUUCAUCAUUCAAUCACAGACCCCACGGCUCACACAUGGACCGUCUCUAAUGAAUCAAAUAUGGUCUACGUGACAAUAAACACAGACACCAACAAUUCGCUUCCUCUUGGUGCGAAAGGUCGUCUGUGUGUGUUUGAUAUAGUCACUUACUUAAUACAAAGAGGCAAAGUACACAUCCAGAAGAGGCAGGGCUCUGGACAGGGACACCCUUUAAAAGCAGCCACUUACUCUUUUCAGGUUGUUCAAUCUAUCCCAGCAUGUCUUUCUCGGUCAUUCUGCUGUUGCUGUGCGUUUUCUUCAUCGUCUUACUUCUCAGGCCCAAGAGGCCCAAGAAUUUUCCACCAGGACCUGCUCCUCUGCCUAUACUGGGGAACAUUUUGCACCUGAGCCUUCAAAACCCUUUGAAGGACUUGGAGAGACUGAAGAAAUCAUAUGGAAAUGUCUACAGUCUGUUCCUCGGUCCUAAUCCGGUUGUCUUCAUCCACGGGGUGAAGGCCAUGAAGGAGGCUAUGGUGACCAGAGCUACUGAUUUUGCUGGACGACCUCAAGACCUGUUUCUGAUUGACCUCUCAAAGAGAAAAGGAGUAAUUUUGAUAGAUUAUGGCCCACACUGGAGGGAGCAUCGUCGCUUUGCUUUGAUGACAAUGAGAAACUUUGGCAUGGGGAAGAGAUCAAUGGAGGACAGAAUUCAUGAUGAGAUUCAAUACACCAUGACAACACUGGAAAAGAGCAUCGGCAAAACUCUGAGUCCUCAAGUGAUGUUUCAUCAUGCCGCCUCCAACAUCAUCAACCAGGUUCUUUAUGGUACACGCUUCGAAUAUGAUGAUACUUUUAUGACAGAAACUAUUCGGUGCUUCACUGAGAUUGCCAAAAUAACCAACGGACCAUGGGCGAUGCUGUAUGACACUUUCCCAUUCAUCCGUAACCUGCCACUGCCCUUCAGAAAGGCCUUUGAGAAUGUCGAGACUUUGACAAGCCUUCUAUUUGGCUUGUUGAAUGAGCACAAGAAGACCAGAGUCCCUGGAGAGCCACAAGACUUAAUUGAGAGUUAUCUGGAUGAAAUGGAUAAGAGACCAGAUGACCCUUCAUUUUCAGAGGACCAGCUCAACAGGUUUGCAGCAGAUCUUCACUUUGCUGGCACUGACACAACUUCCAACACCCUGCUGACUGGUUUUCUUUACCUCAUGAACUACCCACACAUACAAGAGCGAUGUCAGCAAGAGAUCGACAAGGUGUUGGAAGGGAAGGAUCGGGCCUGUUUUGACGACAGACAUAACAUGCCUUACGUGCAGGCUGUGAUCCACGAAGUGCAGAGGAUGUCCAACACUGUUCCACUCAGCGUCUUGCACUGCACAACGAAAGACACAGAGCUUGCGGGAUAUUCCAUUCCGAAGGGUACAACGAUCAUUCAGAACCUGACCUCAUUGCACAAUGAGGAGGGACAGUGGAAAUACCCUCAUGAAUUCAACCCUGGAAAUUUCCUCAAUGACCAGGGAGAGUUUGUUAAACCAGAGGCCUUCAUGCCUUUCUCUGCAGGUCCUCGGAUGUGCCUCGGAGAGGGCCUGGCUCGUAUGGAGCUCUUCCUCAUCAUGGUGACUCUGCUGAGGAAGUUUAAGUUCAUCUGGCCUGACAAUGCAGGAAAACCAGACUUCACUCCAGUCUAUGGCGUCACUUUGUCUCCCAGACCUUAUCGGAUGAAGGUCCAACUCAGGUCAUCGGCAUGAAGCGACCUUAAGACACACAGCAGAAAUAGUGCAGACUGAAAAACUGACUCUUAAUAGCCGUGAAUCCCCAAAUCAUUCAAUUAGAUUUGGACCUAUUAUCAGUCUCAUUAUUAAUCAUUAAGUACACUGUGCCAUACUGACACAAAAUGAGAUGAUCAUGACAAGAAAACGUUCCAUUUUUCAACAUAUAUGUGGUUCAACUGUUUCUGUCAAUGUGAACCAUACAAGCUUUGCUGGUUUACAUGAAUGAAUUGAGAAAACCAAAUAAACCUUUUUACUUUAA